Molecule: messenger RNA, 1920 nt
Organism: Lathyrus oleraceus (garden pea)
Lineage: Eukaryota; Viridiplantae; Streptophyta; Magnoliopsida; Fabales; Fabaceae
Exons: 1
Coding region: 1-1920 (639 amino acids)
Source: RefSeq, a predicted model, not a curated record
AUGGCAUGCCCUAUAUGUGAAAAAGAUACAUGCUACCAUCAAUUAGAGAAAGGAAAAAAGACUGUUUACCUUGGACACCGAAGAUUUCUUAAUCAUAAUCACCCAUAUCGAAGAUUGAAAAAGGCUUUUAAUGGAUAUCAGGAGUAUAAAGUUGCCCCAAAGGCCUUAACUGGAGAAGAAGUCUAUCAUCGGGUGAGGAACAUAAGUGUUAGUUUUGGAAAAAAACAAAAAAAGAUUACAAGUAAUAAUAUAUGGAAGAAGAGUUCAGUGUUCUUUGACCUUCCAUAUUGGUCCAGUCUUGAUGUAAGACAUUGUAUUGAUGUAAUGCAUGUGGAAAAAAAUGUGUGUGAUAGUGUAAUCGGAACACUUCUUAAUAUUCAAGGUAAGACCAAAGAUGGUUUAAAUUCUCGUUUAGAUAUGGUUAAGAUGAAAAUAAGAGAGGAGUUAGCUCCUCAACCAAGAGGUAACAAAACCUAUUUGCCACCGGCGUGUCAUACAUUGUCAAAAGAAGAGAAAAGAAAAUUUUGCCAGUGUCUACAAGGUGUGAAAGUGCCAAAUGGAUACUCCUCAAAUGUCAAAAGUCUCGUGUCAAUACAAGAUCUCAAACUAAUUGGUUUAAAAUCUCACGAUUGCCACAUUUUGAUGCAACAACUACUACCUGUGGCUAUUCGUGGCAUCUUGCCAAAAAAUGUCCGACAUGCCAUAACUAGAUUGUGCUUAUUCUUUAAUGAUAUUUGUAACAAAGUGAUUGACCCUGAUAAAUUGGACGAGAUGGAAAACGAGUCAAUUAUUAUCUUGUGUCAGUUGGAGAUGUUUUUUCCUCCUUCAUUUUUUGACAUCAUGGUUCACUUGAUUGUUCAUCUAGUUAGAGAGAUUAGAUUGUGUGGUCAUGUUUAUUUAAGGUGGAUGUAUCCUUUUGAACGAUACAUGAAGAUAUUGAAAGGCUAUGUGAAGAAUUAUUAUCGUCCUGAAGCAUCUAUUGUUGAAAGGUACAUCACAGAAGAAGCCAUUGAAUUUUGUACAGACUAUUUGUCAGAUGCAAAACUUGUAGGACUACCCAAGUCUCGUCAUGAUGGAAGAUGUGACGGUAAGGGUACACGUCUAAAGGUUAAGCAUAUGGGCGAAGGGGAAGUUUUUCAAGCACAUUUGUAUAUAUUGAAUAACACUGACGAGGUUCAUCCAUACUUGAGUACACAUCAAACCAUUGUCAAAGCUAAAAACCCUCGUAUGACUGAAAAAUGGGUGUUGAAAGAGCAUAACAGAACAUUCUCAAAAUGGUUUAAAACCAAGAUUAUGAAUGAUGAUAAUGCUUCUGAUACAUUAAAGUUUCUAGCAUACGAGCCUAGCUUUAAUGUUUUAUGUUGGAGUGGGUACGAUAUAAAUAAGUUUUCUUUUUGUACAAAAUCACAGGAUGACAAGAGUACCAUGCAAAAUAGUGGGGUAAUGAUAACAGCUUCUUCAAUGCACUUUUCUAGUUCAAAGGAUAAAAACCCUGUCUUGGCAUCCACAACUUACUUUGGCGUUAUAGAAGAGAUAUGGGAGCUCAAUUAUGUUAAGUUUAAAGUUCCUAUUUUUAAAUGUAAAUGGGUUAAUAGUAACAAUGGUGUGCAAACUGAUGAAUUAGGAUUUACAUUGGUGGACCUUGAUAAGGUAGGAUAUAAGGAUGAACCUUUUAUCAUGGCAGCUCAAGCAGUACAAGUAUUUUAUGUAAAGGAUCCCUCGAACACUAGGUGGUCUGUUGUCCUCCAAAGAAGAAACAUGAAUUAUAGUGAUGAAAAUGAAGAUUCAACUCUAGACAUUGAUCACAAUACUUCUUUUUCAACACAAAGGCCUUAUUUUAAUGAUGAAAAUGAAGUUGAUGAUGUUUAUGCCAUUCGUUAUGAUCAUCAAGAAGGGAUUUUGGAGGAUAAUAACAAAUAA